AUGGGUAGUCAAGCAUCGAGUUUUUCACAGAAAAUUUUGCCAGCCGAUACCGUUGAUUCACUGCAGUUUGAGAUAAAAAAACAAAUGCAUAUUUUGUCAGAGAUCAAUAGCCUCGCAUAUGACGACUUCCAGAAAUGUCUUGCUGAUCUAAAUAAACUCUCACGAAAGUGUCUCGAUCCAAAUGGAAAGCAACUGGUAUUCGCUGUCAAAAAAGGCACGGAUAAUUCUAUCCUUUGGAAGCAUACCGUCCGAAUUGCUUGCAUGAAAGUCGCUCCUGAUACGAGGAAGAUCGAUUGCUUCAAGCUACUGACUUUGCAACAGUUUUUGCAAGUAUUUCGAACAUUUCAGACAAACCUGCACGCUAUGGUCACGGUAGAAAGUCAUCGAAUCAACAGUCCAGCAGCUGGUAGCCCGUUAAGAUCAUGUGUUACCGGUUCUGGUAAAGGCACGCCAUCAAAUAGUAGCAGUCUAGAGGACAGUAACGAGCCGUUACCGCAAUCAGUGGCUGCACUCGAUCCUAGUCGCAAUGGAAAUCAAAAUCCUGCACCAACAAUGGCACCUUUAACGUUCGUAUUACCUGAAUGCACAACGGCGUCCAUGCUAAUGGCUCAAGUGGAUGCAAUAACGGCAGCGCACAGUCGUUACGGUUCGACCAAUGAACUCCUACAACAAGUUGAAAUAAAUGAUCAUAAUGAAUGCUGCAUUUGCCUCGAACGCAAACCAGAGGUAUCGCUACCAUGUGCUCAUAGCUAUUGCAUGCCGUGUAUCGAGCAAUGGAACAUCCACCAGAAGACAUGUCCGAUCUGCGACGAAGCACUCAGCAGCACUAACGACACGUGGAUACUUUCUGAAAUGCCCGAGGCAACCGAAGUCAGCGAAGAAAUUUGUGCCACUCUCUUGAAGCUUUCCACUGAAACAGCGGGAGACGAUGAAAGCGACAAAAAUUGGUUACGUAGAAUGUUGGAUUUGUGAUUCGAUAAAUUUUUUGAGCCUCCUCGUGCGAAUCAAUUAUAUCAUUUUUUGAUAACUAGUUUUGCUAUAUAUGACUACUUUUUAAAAAUCAGACACUUAAAGAAGAAAAAAUCAAUCAUUACACAAUUGACAACAACUUCACCCAGUUCGGCUAGGCAGCACGAACAGAAUGAUGUUUUGAAUUCUAGUAAUAUUUGUUUAAAAAUUAUUCACUUAUUUAUACUAUACACCAAUAUAUUGCUCUUAUUUGAAUUCCGAAUUGAUGAUGGUUUAAGUUGUUUCAUUUAUUUCUUAGAAGUAUGAAUUAAAACUAUCACUAUCGUAAAAUAAUAAAUAUAAAUGUUAUAAAAUUAUUGGGUAAGAUUGGAAUAAUAUAAAUACCUAAA
Molecule: messenger RNA, 1358 nt
Organism: Anopheles nili
Lineage: Eukaryota; Metazoa; Arthropoda; Insecta; Diptera; Culicidae
Product: RING finger protein 141-like
Exons: 2
Coding region: 1-972 (323 amino acids)
Biological process (GO): protein autoubiquitination
Molecular function (GO): ubiquitin-protein transferase activity
Source: RefSeq, a predicted model, not a curated record